AUGAACGUGAAUCCAAAAGAUAUUCACUUAAUAGGUCACAGUCUUGGAGCACAUGUUUCUGGAUUUGCUGGUAGACGUCUCAAGAGAAGGAUUUCCAGAAUAACUGGACUAGAUCCCGCUUUACCAGGUUUUGAUAUUAACCUUGUGAAAGGCGAGCGUUUGAACAAAAAAGACGCUGAUUUUGUAGACAUUAUCCACACAUGUGCUGGAUUUCUAGGUAUAAGAGACCCUAUAGGGCACGUUGAUUUUUAUCCCAAUGGUGGGGCUCCCCCACAGCCGGGAUGUACUAUGUUAAAAUUUGUAGAAGCCUGCAGUCAUGGCAGAAGUUGGAAACUGUUUGCGAAUAGUAUUAAGCUAGAUCAAGAAUACACAGCCAGUAAGUGUUCAAAUCUAGCCAGUUUAUCUAAGUCAAAAUGUGAGGGUAAGAACAUUCCUAUGGGAUACCCUACACCAACUACAGCUAGAGGAGUUUUCUAUAUAGAAACCACAUCUGAGGAACCUUAUAUAAAACCGUUUAAUUUUGUAGAUAAAAAUAAAGUAGAAUAA
Molecule: messenger RNA, 546 nt
Organism: Diabrotica balteata
Lineage: Eukaryota; Metazoa; Arthropoda; Insecta; Coleoptera; Chrysomelidae
Source: the annotation of a GenBank genome assembly